GUUCGAAACUUUUCGCUUCAUUCAAUUCGAUCUUUGUUUACCAACAUGUUAGUGAUCACCUUGACCUCAGAAGUCAUCAAAAUUUUAAUAUCUUUUUCAACGGCAUCUAAACAUAACAAGUCGGAUUAACCAAUAACAAUUGUUUUUCAUAUAAUAUAUUAUUAGUGUUGUUUGUGUUCUGUGUGUGUGUUUCUUCGUUAGAAUAAUCCCUUUAGAAGUAAUUUUCGAUCCGCGGGCAAUGUCCAAUUGGUCGAUCGAGGAAACAAAUCUACUGAUCCGCAAACGGCUCGAACUGUUCGGUUGCUCGCGGCAGGAUAAAAUCUACGAUCACAUUUCCAGCUACUUGGCGGAGAAACAUAAUUAUGUGAGAAACGCAGCGGCAUGUCAGACGCGAUUCAACAACCUGCUGAAAACUUACAGGUCGUGCGUGAAACGAAUGGAAACCGGUGGGCUCACCACCAAAAUGCGAUUUCCCUAUUUCGACACAUUUCAUGAGCAUUAUGGUCAACUGGUUAGAGCUGGAGAUGUAGAAACAGCCAGCAAUAAAUGUAAAUCGGAAAUCUUCCUGGACGACAUCUUCGAGGAUAGUUCUUUCGCAGAUGCUGGUGAUGAUAAUCGAGAUGGAGGUUUACUGAUGGAUUCAAUGCAAACGGAAAAUUGUGAAUCACCCGAGAGUCAACGACGUCUUCGGCCUCAGCAUGCUCAACUGGGAGACGAUGAGCUGACCACGUCGCUAACCGUCACUAACGGGGUGGAGGAUUUGAAGAUACGGCUGAUGGAGCAGAAGUUGCUGUACUAUACGAAUCAAAAUAUGUUGCUUCAAAUUAAGCAAGAACACUACCGACAGAAGGAGCACGAGCGAGCGCGAACGAAACUGCUGGCUGAAGAGAUUUUAAAGGUACUGAAAGGAAUUCACGCGUGUCUAACCAAAGGUGCGGGAUUUAAACCGACAGAGAAAAUUCCUAUCGUGCAAAGAAAAUCAGAACCAGAAUCGGAGGUGAAAGUCGUGAAAGAGGUGAAAAUGCUGGAGGAAGAACCUUUUCCCGCUGAAGAAGAGGAAGUUGAAGAGGAAGAAGAGGCCGAAUCGGGAGGACCACUCGCACCGACCUACGGCGAGUCUGACGAUGAAGAGGUCGAAGAAGAGGAGGAGUACAAUCCCACGGCGGAUACACAACCCGGUGCCGGCGGAGAGAGCAGUCAGGAUGUGGGUAAAACAUUCGAAAUGGGUCGGUUGAAAGUUCGGAAAAACAUAUUCCCUCCCUGGAAUCGGAUACAGACGGUGUUGCUAAUUAAAAUUCAUUGCGAUUUGCGGCCCAAGUUCCGAGGGUUUAACCUUUUCGAGUGUGUCUCCAAUAAACUGAUUGAACUGCACAUAAACCGGACGCCUCGCGAUUGCCGAACCAGGUGGAACAAUCUGUUUCGUUCCUACAAAGACUGUCGGAUGAGACUGAAACUGAACGACAAAGCAUGUGUGAAGUUCGAGUAUUUCGAUGAUAUUGACGCUUAUUUUAAGGAUAAAGAUUUCUCAGCAUUAUGCUAAAAAAUUUUGACGCAAUUGUGAUAUAAG
Messenger RNA from Malaya genurostris, 1567 nucleotides. RefSeq lists its product as uncharacterized. NCBI's taxonomy places the organism in Eukaryota, Metazoa, Arthropoda, Insecta, Diptera, Culicidae. The coding region runs from base 239 to 1540 and encodes 433 amino acids. The record is from RefSeq and is a predicted model, not a curated record. The transcript is spliced from 4 exons.